Messenger RNA from Strongyloides ratti, 318 nucleotides. RefSeq lists its product as hypothetical. The coding region runs from base 1 to 318 and encodes 105 amino acids. The transcript has 2 exons. Lineage: Eukaryota; Metazoa; Nematoda; Chromadorea; Rhabditida; Strongyloididae. The record is from RefSeq and is a predicted model, not a curated record.
AUGAAUUCCUUAUCAUCUGUGAAAAACAUUUUUAAGAACAUUUAUUUUUUUAAAUCAAAUGUGUUGUAUUCUAGAAAAUUAUCUACUGGAACUCAUAAUUAUACUUUACGAGUUGACAUUAAAAAUCCAUCUGAGGCAGAUAAACAAAAUUUUAAGUCGUUAGAUAGAAAAACUCAAAAUUCGCCUGAUGACAAAAUGACCAAUGAAACAAUGAAAAAAGAAAUUUAUAAACCAUUUGGAACUGAUGAAUAUAAUUAUACUUUAACUUCUGCACCUUCUUUUAAUGAAAAUUCUUCAAUAAAAUCUAAAAGAAUUUAA